AUGGAGGCGCAGCAUGAUCACGUCCCCUCGCCGGGCAAUGCCUACUCCGCCCAUGGUUCCGAGGUUCCACCCAUGAGGAUGCCACACAUGGAGUUUGUCUAUCGCAUCGUAGCCGACAUGGACUCGGAAGGAAUCUCGGAAAUCCCUGGUGUUGACGGCACUAGUGUUAGCAGAAUAGUGCUUCCAAUUCAUGGCGGUUCCGUCAGCGGACCUCGGAUCCAGGGCAUCAUCGUUGAGAAGAGCGGGGCAGACUGGGCACAAGUAGUUAAUCCUCAGAAGACCUUUUGGCGACUCAACGCAAACUACACGCUGCGAACCGACGAUGGCUUUUACAUCCUCGUCCAGGCCACGGGCAUCUUCCGCACUGGGCCUGGGGUCGCGAAUGAGGUAGUGGACAAGAAGACGGUGUCUCAGGAUGACGUCGAGUAUUUUACAAACAUCAAGUUUGAGGCGCCGGGCGGGAGUCCAUAUGGUUGGAUGAAUGGCAUUGUGGCGAUGGGAGUCAUGACGAUGUGGGAGGGGAAACCAGUGAUUGACUGCUACCGGUUGACAAACUUUCCGGGGCAACCAGCCUUAGAUGUGUAG
Molecule: messenger RNA, 585 nt
Organism: Ilyonectria robusta
Lineage: Eukaryota; Fungi; Ascomycota; Sordariomycetes; Hypocreales; Nectriaceae
Exons: 2
Coding region: 1-585 (194 amino acids)
Source: RefSeq, a predicted model, not a curated record